AUGAAUAAUUCUGUGUAUAUGAUUGAUGGUGAUUCGGAUGAGGAAAUCCCUACCCAGCAAGCUAUUCAGGAAAGCUUACAAGAUAGGCAUAAAUUUGAAAUAAGUGGCAGUGCAACAGAGAUUGAAAGUUUCCAGUAUGCUGCAAGUAAAGAACAUGGGCAGAUCAUUGCAGCAAUUCGGACAGUUAAGUACAAAGGCCAAGAGGAGGCCUUGAAGAAGUUGGUGAGGCACAGUUCUGCUUUUGAGGAAGUAGAUCAGCAAGGCUGGCUUCCUGUGCAUGAAGCUGCAGCACAGCUAAAUAAGAACAUCCUUGAAAUAACUUUAAAAGCCUCCCGUGACGUUAUGUGGGAACAGUCCACUCUGAAAGGGGAAACACCUCUCUUGGUAGCAGUAAGAAACUGUUUUGUGGACAAUGUCCACUUUCUCCUGCUCAAUGGCUGCAAUCCCAAUGUUAAAAAUGAAGAGGGAGAUUCUCCUUUAGUUAUAGCAAUUAAACUUGAUUCCUAUGACAUUGCCUCGUUGUUGUUGCGUUCUGGUGCCAGAGUGAAUUUGCGCUGUGUCCAUGAGAGAACUGCUCUGCAUGAGGCAGCCAGACUGGGCAGGAAGGAUCUGGUACAGCUUCUCCUGGAUGCUGGAGCAGAUCCUGACCCCCGCAGUGGAUAUGGGCUCACACCUCUAGCACUGGCUGCACAGAUGGGACAUACAGAAAUUAUGGAGCUCUUACUGCAAAAAGGUGCAGAUGUUCUUUCACAGGCAAAGGACUGUGCUUCUAUAUUGUUUGAAGCAGCAGGAGGAGGAAAUCCAGAUUCUGUGAGUCUUUUACUAGAAUAUGGGGCUGAUGCCAAUGUGCCAAAGCACUCGGGUCAUUUGCCAAUCCACAGAGCCGCAUAUAGAGGACACUUUCUAGCUCUAAAAUAUUUAGUUCCAGUGACUGAUUUUGCUGCCAUUAAAGAAAGUGGGAUAAGUCCAGUUCACUCAGCAGCAGCGGGAGCACAUCCUCAGUGCCUUGAGUUUCUCCUCCAGUCGGGUUUUGAUGCCAAUUUUAUGCUUGCUCAGAGAGUUCGCAAAGGCUACGACGACCACCGGAAAUCAGCCCUGUACUUCGCCGUUUCCAAUGGGGAUAUCUGCUCAACACAGCUGCUGCUCAAUGCCGGAGCCCUGACAAACCAAGAUCCCAUCAACUGCCUCCAAAUAGCCUUGAGAAUGGGCAACUAUGAGUUAAUGAAUCUGCUGCUCCGCCACGGGGCCAAUGUCAACUACUUCUGCCGGGUGAACACCACGCAUUUCCCCUCAGCUCUGCAGUACGCCCUCAAAGACGAGGUCAUGCUGAGGAUGCUGCUGAACUACGGCUACGACGUGCACCGCUGCUUCGACUGCCCGCGGGGCAGCGGGGCCCACUCCCAGUACGUGACCGACGGCUGGACCUCCACCGUUAUCAAAGACACCAUGUUCUGUGAAGUGAUAACCUUGUCCUGGCUGAAGCACGUGUCUGGGAAAGUAGUGCGAGUCAUGCUGGAUUACGUGGAUCAUGUAAAGAUUUGCUGGAAGCUCGAAGCCGUUCUCAAAGAACAGGAACUCUGGCCAGACAUCCAUUUCAUUUUAACAAAUCCUCGCUCUCUGAAGCACCUUUGCCGUCUGAAGAUCCGGGCUUGCAUGGGACGGCUGCGUCUCCGCUGUCCAGUCUUCAUGACCUUCCUUCCCCUACCAAACUGCUUGAAAGACUACAUCCUGUACAAGGAAUAUGACCUUUAUGGACAGGAAAACUUUACAGGGAUCUACAAUCUCAACUGUGCAUAA
This is a messenger RNA of Cinclus cinclus, 1797 nucleotides long. It is a transcript of the gene ASB14, whose product is annotated as ankyrin repeat and SOCS box containing 14. Gene Ontology annotation, biological process: intracellular signal transduction. Gene Ontology annotation, cellular component: cytoplasm. NCBI's taxonomy places the organism in Eukaryota, Metazoa, Chordata, Aves, Passeriformes, Cinclidae. The transcript has 9 exons. The record is from RefSeq and is a predicted model, not a curated record. Bases 1 to 1797 code for a protein of 598 amino acids. Gene Ontology annotation, molecular function: protein binding.